Messenger RNA from Ophidiomyces ophidiicola, 1620 nucleotides. It is a transcript of the gene ARH1, whose product is annotated as NADPH-adrenodoxin reductase. Gene Ontology annotation, biological process: ubiquinone biosynthetic process. Lineage: Eukaryota; Fungi; Ascomycota; Eurotiomycetes; Onygenales; Onygenaceae. The record is from RefSeq and is a predicted model, not a curated record. The transcript is spliced from 3 exons. Gene Ontology annotation, cellular component: mitochondrion. Bases 1 to 1620 code for a protein of 539 amino acids.
AUGCUGUAUCGGACGCCAGGCAUAUGCGUUCGAUGCUCUAUCCGGGCUCAGAGAGCGCUCUUUGGCCUUGAGCCGCAUACGAUAUCUAUCGAAACACCCCGGUGGCAUAGUCGGAGGACGUACAGCAGCCAUGUCACCCAGUCGUCGCGCCCAUUCCGGGUCGCGGUCAUUGGUUCAGGACCAGCAGGGUUUUAUGCUACGUACAAGUUAAUGACAAAGAUAGAAAAUGCUUUUGUCGAUAUGUACGAACAGUUGCCUGUGCCAUUUGGUCUGGUGCGAUAUGGUGUUGCGCCGGACCAUCCAGAGGUCAAGAACUGUCAAGAAAAAUUUACCGAAGUGGCCGGUUCUUCACGGUUCAAUUUCAUUGGGAAUAUUGACCUAGGUACAACUCUUCCCCUCAAAGCCCUAAAGCCUCACUACGACGCUAUACUAUUUUCUUAUGGGGCUUCAAAGGAUAAACUACUGGGUCUGCCAGGCGAAAACUUUUGCGGCAUAUAUUCCGCUAGGGCCUUUGUUGGUUGGUACAAUGGGUUACCGGAAUACAGAGAACUGCACCCAGAGUUGGAUAGAGGCGAAGAAGCUGUUGUAAUCGGACAAGGAAAUGUUGCUAUGGACGUUGCAAGGGUAUUAUUAACCGAUGUAGAUGUACUACGGAAGACGGAUAUGGCGGAACAUGCGUUAGAGGGAUUGUCGAGAAGCAAGAUCAAACGAGUGCGGGUGGUUGGGAGAAGAGGCCCAAUGCAGGGUGCCUACACAAUCAAAGAAUUACGUGAACUCAUACAGUUGCCUUCUGUGUCCUUCGAACCGAUCCCUGAGAUUCUCUUCCCCCCGCCCCCGACCAUUAAGAGUUUACCCCGAGCGCAGAAGAGAAUAACGCAACUAUUAGCAAAAGGCUCGCCUACAAAUUCUUCAUCCACGAAUAAAUCAUGGUCUCUUGACUUCUUGCUCUCUCCGUACUCCUUUCAUGCCUCAGAUACCCAGCCCGACCAUCUUUCCUAUAUUAAAUUUACUCGUAACCAACUAGAUCCCUCGGAUCCUUUUUCUCCAACAGCUCGUGCGAUGCCUCGCCUCGGUGAUGAUGGCAAGGCAAUGCAGGCCGAUAUUCCAGCCAGUGUCUGUUUUCGGAGUAUCGGAUACAAAUCUCUACCACUUCAAGGCUUUGAUGACCUAAAUAUUCCUUUUGAUGUCUCUCGUGGAAUUAUCCCCAACGAUGGACAGGGUAGAGUCAUCAAUUCUUCCAGUGACCCUUCCUUAUCUCCAAAGGAUAUACCUACCCAUCUACCAGGGUUGUACUGCGCUGGGUGGGUAAAGCGUGGUCCUACAGGUGUAAUUGCCUCUACGAUGACAGACGCGUUUGAUACUGCUGAAGCCAUAGUGGCGGAUUGGACACAUCAUCUAGGAGCCUCCAGCGGCGCGCCAACGUUUUUGAAUUCGGGGGAAGGUGGAGCUACGGGCCUCGGCUGGGAUGGCGUGCGUGGCGAAGCGGAGAAGUUAGGACUUCGGCCAACGAGCUGGCAAGACUGGGAGGCGAUUGAUCGGGUCGAGAUGGAGAGAGGGCAGGCGAAAGGGAAGAUCCGAGAAAAAUUUGGCUGUGUCAAGGAGAUGCUGGAUGUGCUUUGA